CGCUGGUGCGGGGGCGGCUGGAGCGAGAGGUGGAGCGGGGUGGUGUGUGGCCGGGGCCAUGACGGGCAAUGCCGGGGAGUGGUGCCUCAUGGAAAGCGACCCCGGGGUCUUUACCGAGCUCAUUAAAGGAUUUGGUUGCCGAGGAGCCCAAGUAGAAGAAAUUUGGAGUUUAGAGCCUGAGAAUUUUGAAAAAUUGAAGCCAGUUCAUGGAUUAAUUUUUCUUUUCAAGUGGCAGCCAGGAGAAGAACCAGCAGGCUCUGUGGUUCAGGACUCCAGACUUGACACGAUAUUUUUUGCCAAGCAGGUAAUUAAUAAUGCUUGUGCUACUCAAGCUAUAGUAAGUGUGUUAUUGAACUGUACCCAUCAAGAUGUCCAUUUGGGAGAGACAUUAUCAGAGUUUAAAGAAUUUUCACAAAGUUUUGAUGCAGCUAUGAAAGGUUUGGCACUGAGCAAUUCAGAUGUAAUUCGACAAGUACACAACAGUUUCGCCAGACAGCAAAUGUUUGAAUUUGAUGCAAAGACAUCAGCAAAAGAAGAAGAUGCUUUUCACUUUGUCAGUUAUGUUCCUGUUAAUGGGAGACUGUAUGAAUUAGAUGGAUUAAGAGAAGGACCGAUUGAUUUAGGUGCAUGCAAUCAAGAUGACUGGAUCAGCGCAGUAAGGCCAGUCAUAGAAAAAAGGAUACAAAAAUACAGUGAAGGUGAAAUUCGAUUUAACUUAAUGGCCAUUGUGUCUGACAGAAAAAUGAUAUAUGAACAGAAAAUAGCAGAGUUACAAAGACAACUUGCUGAGGUUUGUGGCCACAUUUUUAAAUAUGAAGUUCUAGGUCUCAGUAUUUCUAAUACUUUUUCUAAUGAGAAUGAAGGAUUUUUUUCCCAUGUCUGUUUUCAGCUGGAUGCAAAAUUAAGAUUUCAGAAAUUUAGUGGAAAUGUAAAAUUAAUGUUGUUUGAUAUUUAUUUUCAGAUUGAAAAUAUCAGAAGGAAGCAUAAUUAUCUGCCUUUCAUUAUGGAAUUGUUAAAGACUCUAGCAGAACAUCAGCAAUUAAUACCACUAGUAGAAAAGGCAAAAGAAAAACAGAAUGCAAAGAAAGCACAGGAAACCAAAUGAAGAAGAUGCUUUGGGGCGUGUACACAUUUCUCCUUCUACACUUAUAUUCAUGGAAACCAUUAAGUAUAAAGAACUUUGAGCAACAUCUUAAUUGACUCAGUGCACAUUUGGCAAUAUUACCAGUCUGUCUUGUCUUUAAUGCAUGAAUUCAUAAACUUUUUCCCUACUGCAUCAUGUGCAUGUAGUACAUAUUGAAUAAAAGCAAUAUUAAGAGUGUUUGCCCAAAUUCCAUUAUUUGAUACUGGAUCUGAGAACUUUGUUGGUUCUCUAGAUAAAUAACUACCAUAGUGAACUAGAAAAUGCACAAAAAAUGAUAUUCUCUGCUUGUAAUUAUUGUAAUUAAUCAAUCUUUUGAUCUUUUAGCUCAGUUUAAAUGCUUUAAAAUUUAUAAAUGUAACAUCUUGAUUAAACUGGAUCUCUUGUUUCUCUUAGUAGAAAGAACUCAAUAUUUCUGUGUUUGCUAAUCUAAACAUUUGAGCAUUUUAAAACUGAAUUUUAUCUCCUAUACUAUUUGAAAAAGUAUGAUUUUAAAGCAAAUCAUUUGUAAAAGGACAAAGUAUAGUUUCUAGUGAUUUUCACUGCUACCAGGAGAAAAAGUAAUAAACAUCCCUAUUUUUAUUUUAGCAGACUUUUGGGGUUAUUAUGCACUGUAGAAUUGUUUCAAGAAUGUAUGAAUAUUAUACUUCAAAGCAAAAUUUCAGGUUCAGAACAAGUUAUAAAUCAAAGAUUUUUGGUGUUGCUCUCAGUUUGGUAAUACUUUUUCAAGCUGUUAAGCUGUAUCUUUAUAAAAAACAAUCGGAGGUUUGGCAUUUCAGGCUGUCUGCUUUUUAAGAAAAGGAUGAUGGUGGUGGAGCAUCCUUCUAUGGCAAUUUGAACAAAAUUAGUACAGUCCAGUAGUUUCCAGUAGCCAUGUAGUUUGCUCACAAUGGAGUGUUGUUUAUUUUUAAUUGCGUUUGGGAAUUGCUUUGUUGUUUAUUUUAUAAAAUAAUAUUCUUUUUCCUAACCAUCUUUUCCAAAUUAAAACUGAAAGAUAA
Molecule: messenger RNA, 2139 nt
Organism: Manis javanica (Malayan pangolin)
Lineage: Eukaryota; Metazoa; Chordata; Mammalia; Pholidota; Manidae
Source: RefSeq, a predicted model, not a curated record